Messenger RNA from Penicillium malachiteum, 765 nucleotides. RefSeq names its product cleavage polyadenylation factor RNA-binding subunit YTH1 (gene yth1). The transcript has a single exon. The coding region runs from base 1 to 765 and encodes 254 amino acids. The record is from RefSeq and is a predicted model, not a curated record. Gene Ontology annotation, molecular function: RNA binding; metal ion binding. NCBI's taxonomy places the organism in Eukaryota, Fungi, Ascomycota, Eurotiomycetes, Eurotiales, Aspergillaceae.
AUGACAGCUGAGGUCCAGAGCGCCGCUGCGCGCAUCCUCUCCGCUGAGUCCACACGCGACCCAAGCUACGACGAUUUCUCGUUCACUCCUUUCCUGCGCAAAAGUUUCGGAUUCGGCCUUGCAAGCGAUGUGCCUGUCUGUAAGGCUUACGGUGAAGGACAUUGUCCCCUCGGUCCAGCCUGCCCAGAUCGACACCCUACCCCUUCUCGCGUUACUACAUCCACCACUACAGCCUCUGGCCUGGCACCAUCAACAACGCACGGAUCUUUGGUCUGCAAACAUUUCCUCAAGGGACUCUGCAAAAAGGGGUUGAAGUGCGAGUAUCUGCACGAGUACAACCUUCGACGCAUGCCAGAAUGUCAAUCAUUCUCACGAAGCGGAUACUGUCCCAACGGCGACGAUUGCCUAUACCAACACGUCCGUGAAGAAGCUCGUCUUCCACCCUGUGAGCACUAUGAUCGUGGAUUCUGUGAACUUGGAUCUCUCUGUGCCAAGCGACACGUUCGCCGCCGCCUUUGCCUAUUCUAUUUGUCUGGAUUUUGCCCUGAGGGCAAAGCCUGUGCCGAUGCCCACCCCCGCUGGACUGAGAAUCUACCUCGACCUACAAUUCGAACGGAGAAGACGGAAGAAGAAUUAGAGCAUGAGCGGGCCCUCAUUCGAGAAGAGCAGGAGCGAGAGAAGGAACGUGAGCGUGAAUGGCGCAACGAACGAGGACGUGGCGGUGGCUUCAUGCGAGGGCGAUUCCGUGGUCGAGGCAGGGGUUAA